AUGGCUGGAUCGAGAGAGAGUCCGGGGCUGAGAGACCAGUGGAGAGUCCCCAAAGAGCCUCGAGGCAGUGUGCUAGAUCGUGAUCUGGACCGAGGUCACGGACGGGGCGUUGAGCACGAAAGAGGCCGCAAUAGAGCCAGAGGCAAAUUCAGACCUGGUGGAUUUGAUCGUAGAUCAUCACCACCCUCAGCGCAUCGUGGCCCCCCAUCGAGGCACGAUAUAACUCGAUCCCGUGGACCAUCUCCUCAUCCCUUAUCGAAUCCACGAGUGCCACAUCACUCUGAUCGCAAACCAUCCAGUCACCCGUUCCCUGCAGAGCGAGAGUUGAGGCGUUCUCAAGGAGCCGGCAACAAUCCAUCACGUGUGCAACCUGAACAUCGCAGUGAAACCUCAGCAUCUUUCCCAAAGCGAAAACGAAGUUCAAGUCGUUCACCGCACGAGGCCCAUCGGGACCACUUUCGUGACAGUCGGAACAGCGGGCAAAGCUUUCGUGGGCGACCAAGUUAUCGUGGGAAGCCGUCAAGAAAAAACCGAUUCCAAGAUAAUUCAUCUAGCAAUCACCCGAAUCAGCGAAAUAAAACUAAUCGGUUCGGACCUCGCCGAGAAGACGAAACUGAGUCAAAUUCCCGUUUUUUCAACUCCGACGCCUCCCUACCAACAACACGACGCAAUUCCCAAUCAAGCCUAAGCUUCCCUAGAUCAGGUAGCCGUGAGUCGACUUACGAAGGACGUUUUGAACGCGACCAAUCACGUUACUCUAUACAUUCGACUUCCUCAAGACGGUCACGGUCGAUAUCGCCGAGUCAGACCCUUAAAAUGAGCCCCAGCAAGCCUUCUCAAUCAGCUGUUGGUGAUUCAAAGCGAUCUCCGUCACCACCUCGACCGAUACCCACUUUGGAUUCCGAAAAUCCCAAUAACACUGAUGGUGACGAUCGCAUGCAAGAUUCUUUUCAAACUCGGCCGUUCAACAUGCAAGCCAAUCAGCGAGGACGCCUGUCACGUCCGCGUCUUGAUACUCGACGAUAUUCUCCCCCACAGUUUGGAAAUUCUAACAGUUCAUAUCAUGGUUCGCCCCGGUCUGGGUCACCUCACUCAAGCGGACUAGGGGGGUGGAACAGCCAGCCAGGGCCGUCGGCGCAACGCGGGAGCCAUUCACCUCAAUAUAGACAGAACACAUAUUCAUCUCAAAGGCCACCACAAAGACCUUCCCAUCACAAUCAAAACCAAAAUUCCAACAAUAGCCGCCCCAGCUCUCCUCAGCGUGAAAGCUAUACUAGAGGCGACUUUCAAGACCGCAGGUUCUCAAACCAAGGCUCUCAAGGUUAUGGAGGGCCGGCCUCGCACCGCGGUCGAGGACACUUCAAUAACCUCCAAUGGGUCGCAUCAGCACCGCGGGGUCGUGGGGGACAUCACAGUCCUCUUAGUUCUCACAGUUUCUCGGGCUCAAACACCCCAUUACUUCACCCACCACCGGAGGAUAAACCACCGACUAAUUUUCAGGAUAAACCACCUACUGAGUUUCAAGAACAUGAAAUCACGCCAAAUCCUUCGAGUGAUUUACAUAUAGAAGACUCCCUCUCAAAGCAUGGUUCAGAGAAUGGAGACACUCAGAAGAUGCCACCACCUAAUACAUCGACAACUCCAGCGAAAGAAGGUGGUAAAUUCAGCUUUGCAUUCAAAACGAAAGCAACACCUGCUCCUGCAACCAAACCUGUUCCUGAUUUAGCGCAAAGAAUGCAAAUCAAAGAGCCUCCCCGAACCUCGGCGCCGCAGCCACCGCCACGCGCACCAGAACCGCCUCGAAACAGACUUGGACCGCCUCCUCCGAAAUUCAAGCAUGAUUCUCGCCAAGAUCGAAGAGACCGUGAUCGCGAUUUCCACCGUGGUCGGGGUAGAGAAGACCGCAGGGACUUCCGUGAUAGGAAUCCUCGUGAUUCUCGGAGAGACGAUAGACGUUUUGAUCCUCGUGAAGACAGACGCCGGGAUGAUCAUCGCCCAGAUAUGAGACAGGAUCGCCAUCGCGAUCGAUCACCUGAUCACAAGAAACAGAAAAAAAUAGCCAAACGCCCAAAUCCUCGUCCGACAUUACCUGAAGAAUACCGAGAGUCUGACUCGGUGUAUUUCCGCAAACCUGGGAACGAAUCUGUUAUCGGUGCUGGUACAUAUGGGAAAGUUUUCAAAGCGAUACACAUAUAUACUCAAGGAAAGGUUGCUCUGAAACGAAUACGGAUGGAAGGGGAGAAGGAUGGUUUCCCGGUCACUGCUAUUCGAGAGAUCAAAUUACUACAACAUUUGCGACACAACAAUAUUGUAAGCUUGCUAGAGGUCAUGGUGGAAAAGAACGAAUGCUUCAUGGUUUUCGAAUACCUGUCGCAUGAUCUGACUGGUUUGAUCAAUCAUCCUUCAUUCACAUUAACCGAUGCUCACAAGAAGGACCUUUCGAUGCAAAUGUUUGGAGGACUCCUGUAUCUUCACCACCGUGGUGUGCUACAUCGAGACAUCAAGGCGGCAAAUAUUCUUAUCAGCAAUCGCGGACAGCUGAAAUUUGCAGACUUUGGGUUGGCGCGGUUUUUUUCAAAAAGCCGCCAGCUUGAUUACACCAACCGCGUCAUCACCAUCUGGUAUCGACCUCCAGAAUUACUACUCGGCGAUACUCGGUAUGGACCCGCUGUUGACAUUUGGAGUGCUGCCUGUGUGUUUGUGGAAAUGUUCUCCAAAAAGGCUGUUUUCCCUGGAGACGGGCGAGAAAUCAGUCAACUUGAAAAGCUUUAUAGUAGCCUGGGAAGUCCAACGCGAGCCGAGUGGCCCGGUAUUGUCGAUAUGCCAUGGGUAGAACUGCUGGGACCUACCGAGAGGAAAAAGAGGGUUUUCGAAGAAGUCUACAAGGAUAUUUUGAGCCCCGCGGCAUUAGAUCUCGUUUCUAAAAUUUUCCACUAUGAUCCUGCUAAGCGGCCUACGGCGGAAGAAGUGCUCGCACAUGACUACUUCGUCACUGAAGAACCGGGUCCACAGCAGGCUACAGAACUGGAAAAUGUUCAAGGCGAUUGGCAUGAGUUUGAAUCCAAAGCCCUCCGAAAGGAAAAGGAUCGAGAAGCUCGCCGAGAAAAAGAAAAGGAGAAGGAAAAACGCAAGGCAGGCAAUAUGCACUCUCAAGAGGAUGAGCGCGAAGUGAAGAGGGCUCGUCAAGAUAUUGAUGAUGCUGAAGACCAUUGA
Molecule: messenger RNA, 3213 nt
Organism: Talaromyces proteolyticus
Lineage: Eukaryota; Fungi; Ascomycota; Eurotiomycetes; Eurotiales; Trichocomaceae
Exons: 3
Coding region: 1-3213 (1070 amino acids)
Biological process (GO): transcription elongation by RNA polymerase II; positive regulation of transcription elongation by RNA polymerase II; protein phosphorylation
Cellular component (GO): nucleus; cyclin/CDK positive transcription elongation factor complex
Molecular function (GO): cyclin-dependent protein serine/threonine kinase activity; ATP binding; cyclin binding
Source: RefSeq, a predicted model, not a curated record